Halteromyces radiatus is the source of this 2322-nucleotide messenger RNA. RefSeq lists its product as uncharacterized. Lineage: Eukaryota; Fungi; Mucoromycota; Mucoromycetes; Mucorales; Cunninghamellaceae. The transcript has a single exon. The record is from RefSeq and is a predicted model, not a curated record. Gene Ontology annotation, molecular function: protein binding. The coding region runs from base 52 to 2286 and encodes 744 amino acids.
CUUUUUUGUUUCUUUAUCUUACUUUAUUUUCUAUAUAUAUAUAAACUUCUUAUGUUACACGCUAUUGCUCUAUAUGACUGUGUAGCUGAUGACGAAGGGGAACUUACUUUUUCUGAAGGAACAAGAUUUGUGGAUGUAGUAGAUUCUAAUGAAGGUGGUUGGCUAGAAGGUCGAAUUGAAGGUACCUCUCAACGUGGACUUUUUCCCAACAAUUAUGUCGAUGUCUUUACAGUCCCUUCUUCUUCUUCUUCUUCUUCUCCUCCUCCUCCUCCUCCUUCUUCUUCUUCUUCUUCUGUAGCGGCAAAACCUAUUCCGAAAGUAUCUAAUUCUGAAGCUAGUCAAAGUAACAGUGUUUCUCCUCCAAGUUCUAGUAUCUCUUCUUCUUGGUCUGUUAUUCCCAAUGCUCCUGCUACUACUGCUAUUUCUUCUAAUACCAACUCAAAUGCAAAAUUAGACAACAAUAAUCAAUCGAAAUCUGGACAAGUAGAUGCUUUUGACGCGGCCAUGUAUACAACACCAUCCUCGAAAUACAGUGAUAUUACUUCGACUAUUAUGAACAAACGAACAGUAUCAAGAUCCAACAUGACCCCAACGACAUUUGCAACUACUUUGGAAACUGUGAAGCCAUCCACCAAUUAUUCCAAUACACACUCAUCACCAAAAUUAUCCGAGAAGAAAAAUGAUCUUGUCUUUCCUACUCUCCGACCAGUACAACAACAUUCACCAUAUACUAGGAUACGGUCAUUCUCCGCAUCAUCUUCAACUUUGUCACCAGUUCAAUCGCCUCUCGACUUGAAUGAUUCAGCAAAUACAACAGUCAAACCCUCAUUCAUACGACAAGAAACAUCUAAAUUCCAAUCAGAUUCAUCUUGGCGUCAACAACCAGGCUCAGCAUUUCCCACUCUUCGACAAACCCCAGUAGGCAACAACAACAACAAAACGGAAACGAACAAUGAUGAAGAUGAUAUAGAAGAAGAAGAUGGUUAUCAACUUAUCAAGCCAUCCCAAAUACGUAAGCGCCAAGUAUAUCAAGACAAUAAAGGGAAUCAUGUCAACAAGUCACCAACGAUACCAAUAACAACACUAUCAUCGUCAUCAUCUUCUCGGAAACCAUCAUCAACAGCUAGUACACGUUUGGAUGCUCUACCAUCGACAAAUACAUUGGCUAGACUUCCAUCUCGACCUGUAUCUACUGCGAACCGACGAUCGAAAUCAAAAUCUUCCUUUUCGCCAAGUUCAACAAGUAGCAACACCAAUGAUCCUGUUAUCGUUAACAAACCAGCACCCACUUUGAAGCCAAAACCAGCGCAAUUGAACAAUAUAUCAAAACCAUCCGUGGAUUCAACAUCGAAACCUAUCAUCACCACCAAAGAACGAAGUGCAUCCAAUCCUCCUCCAAUCCAGCCAAAAACUUUUAUGAAUGAAGUAUAUCGCCCAAAGAAACCAAAUUUGGAUACCAAACCAGCAUUACAAAUCCCAGUACGACCAGCAGUGAUACUAUCCAAACCUAUUAAUCAUAUGGACAAUACCAUGGCAACAGCAACAUCAUCAUCAUCAUCAUCAUCACCAUCAUCAUCUUCAACAUCAGCAGUGAUAGGAAGGAAAGGAACAGCAGGAGGAGUGGCAUUACCAGGAUUGGGUAAAAAAGCAUCAGCACCAACAUUACCAGCACGACCACCAGCUGUGAACUCAUUAUCUUCUGCGACAACAGAGACGUUAUCAACCAUGGGAUCGACUAAAGACGAUGAUACCAAUCUGAAACCUUCUCAACUUUUGAUGCAACGAGCAAGAUCAUCGACCAAUCCAGGUUUUACGACAAGACCGAUGAUCGAUAUAUCAACGACGACAAAUACCAGUAAAACAACAAAAACUUCAACUAGAUCAUGUGAAGGGACACCAACCGAUGGAGCUAUACGAUCACCACCACCACCUCCUUCAUUAUCAACACCCAUUGUUAAACAAACGCCACCACCACCUCCUCCUCCUUCACGUAUUUAUAAUCAUCAUGGCAACCAUGUGGGAGGAUCUCGAAGAAGAUACGAUGAAUUAUUUGAUUUGAUUCAAGAUGAUGGAUAUGUGGAUGGAAUGACAACUCGGACAAUCUGGAGCAAAAGUCGACUCUCUAACGACAUUCUUGCAGAGAUUUGGCAACAUUGUGAUCAGCAAAAAUCAGGGUUAUUAGAUAGACAACGAUUUAUUGAUGGGAUGACUCGUAUUGAUGCUUAUUUGAUGAAAAACACCCUUGCUUCGUCGGCUACUACUUCUCCUCAGACAACACCUUCUUGAACUUUUGGAUUAUAUCAUCAUUAAUAGUAGUACAAG